This is a messenger RNA of Lycium ferocissimum, 2283 nucleotides long. RefSeq lists its product as uncharacterized. Lineage: Eukaryota; Viridiplantae; Streptophyta; Magnoliopsida; Solanales; Solanaceae. Bases 81 to 1988 code for a protein of 635 amino acids. The record is from RefSeq and is a predicted model, not a curated record. The transcript is spliced from 18 exons. Gene Ontology annotation, molecular function: sequence-specific DNA binding; protein binding; zinc ion binding. Gene Ontology annotation, biological process: regulation of DNA-templated transcription.
UAACAUAGCUGGCAGUACGGGGGAAUAACGUACCAUAGUAGUGUAUUUUAUUCUUUUUACGCAAAUGCUAAUAAAUAGAAAUGGGAGAAACAAAUCGCAGCGGUAACAACAACAAUAACAACAACAUGUACGGACGGGAUACAAUGAACGCUGCUGCACCACUUCACCACCACCACCAACACCACCAAACUCAGAUCGACGAUGAUGACGACGACGACGUCACCGCCGCCGGUGGUGGAGAUAACCCUACUUCUCACAUUCGAUACGACCAUCAUCCUCACGCGCUUCACAACAACGGCGGCGCGUCGAUGGAUGCUAACACGAUGAACGGUGUGGAUAACGCCUUGUAUUGUCCACCUUCGGAUAUUGUUACGGCUGCUGGUGGUGGUGGUAGUGGUGGAGCUUCUGAUCAACUUACGCUGUCGUUUCAAGGCGAAGUUUAUGUUUUCGAUGCCGUUUCACCUGAAAAGGUUCAGGCGGUGCUGUUAUUGUUGGGGGGAUACGAAGUCCCUGCUGGCAUCCCUACUGUUAGUGUGGCUCCCCAAAGUCAGAGGGCUUCGGGUGACUUUCCUGGAAGAUUGAAUCAACCGCAAAGAGCUGCUUCUUUAAAUCGCUUUAGGGAAAAGAGGAAAGAACGGUGUUUUGAUAAAAAGAUCCGUUAUACUGUGCGGAAGGAAGUUGCGAUGAGGAUGCAGCGUAAGAAGGGUCAGUUUACAUCUGCAAAGUCAAUAUCUGACGAAGCAGGUUCUUCUUCUGCAGAUUGGAAUGAAGGCUCUGGUCAAGAAGAACAGGAAACAUCAUGUAGACAUUGCGGUAUUAGUUCGAAAUCCACUCCUAUGAUGCGCCGUGGACCAGCUGGCCCAAGGUCUCUUUGUAAUGCAUGUGGACUCAAGUGGGCUAAUAAGGGAAUUUUAAGAGAUCUUUCUAAAGUUCCAACUCCUGGAGCUCACGACCAAACUGCGAAAUCUGGUGAACAGAUCAAUGGUGAACCCAAUGGCUCGGACGCCAUGGCUGCUGCUGCUAUCAUCACUCCAGACGGCGACAACAGAGUUGUCACUGCUGAACGGAGUGAAUUUGUUUGUUUCUGGAAGAAGGGAAAAAUGGAAGUAGUAGGGUUUGAGGAGGAGUAUGGAAUUAGAGUAGAUGAAGAAUAUGGAUUUGAGGCAAUGAGUGAGGUUACUAUUUCCUUCCAAGGCCAACUUUAUGUAUUCCCUGCUGUUACUCCCAAAAAGGUGCAAGCGGUACUGCUAUUAUUAGGAGGUUCUGAGAUGGCUAGUAGUUAUGUACCUAGCUCAGAUUCUCUUGCACUGCAAACUACGAAGAGUGUUGAUAAUGAUGCCUUCACCAGGCCAAACAUUUCUCGGAGAAUUGCAUCUCUGAUUAGAUUCCGUGAGAAGAGAAAAGAGAGAUGCUUUGAGAAAAAAAUUCAUUAUACUUGUCGGAAAGAAGUUGCACAGAGGAUGCAUCGUAAAAAUGGACAAUUUGCCUCUUUAAAAGAGGGUGAAUCUACGGCUGUUGACAAUAUUGAUUCAGGGGACAGUACUCCUCAUCCUGAACCUACACUACGAACAUGUCACCACUGUGGUACUGGUGAAAGUGAUACCCCUGCCAUGCGGCGGGGACCAUCAGGCCCUAGAACCCUCUGCAAUGCCUGUGGGCUUAUGUGGGCAAACAAGGGUAUGUUAAGAGAUAUUACAAAGGGAGGGAGAUGUGUACCCUUUGACAAAGGCGAGCCAGACAGUCCUGAUAUCAAGCUGUCUACUGUUGCCCCUGAGAAUUCUUAUCUAAAGCAGCAUCAAGAGGGAAGUUCAGGAGAGACAAAGACACUGCUAAUGGAGACUGAAAAUCCUUCAGUUACACCUGGUAAGCUGCAGGAUAAUCUCGACGAACUUGCAAGUGCUUCUGGUACCGAGUUUGAGAUUCCUACAAGCUUUGAUGAACAGAUUGGCGUUGAUUCACAUAUGGGUGCUGACUGGCCUGGGACAUGACAUUCAUGGUUCCAAGUGGACGCAGAGCGUGAAUAUUCUAAACAAUACUACCUGUAAUCUUAAAAAAUUGUAAAGCAUCUGUCAAUAUAAACCAAGAGCUCGCUUGUGUUUGAUAGGGGUAAGGAUUUAGGAGGUGCUAGAUAUUUGUAUAUAGCUAUGUAUUUCUCGAAUUUAAUUUUUUUUCCUGUCCCCCCUCUUAUUAUUGGUCCUAAGAAAAAUUAGACGUUAGAAGAGAAAAAAGGGGAAAGGAGCAGGAAGAAAUUGCUAACAAAAAGAAUUGCCUAGUUUUGGAUUA